Messenger RNA from Centrocercus urophasianus (Greater sage-grouse), 1813 nucleotides. RefSeq names its product WD repeat containing, antisense to TP73 (gene WRAP73). Gene Ontology annotation, molecular function: protein binding. Gene Ontology annotation, biological process: protein localization to mitotic spindle pole body; mitotic sister chromatid segregation; microtubule anchoring at mitotic spindle pole body. Lineage: Eukaryota; Metazoa; Chordata; Aves; Galliformes; Phasianidae. The transcript has 12 exons. Gene Ontology annotation, cellular component: MWP complex; mitotic spindle; microtubule organizing center. The coding region runs from base 24 to 1481 and encodes 485 amino acids. The record is from RefSeq and is a predicted model, not a curated record.
GCGGGCGAAGCGGGCGGGUUUGAAUGGGUGCUGCUCCCGGUGCCGGUCCGGGCGGUGCCAUGGACUUCUCGGAGCUGUUCAAGCUCUCCGGGCUGCUCGGCAGGUUCUCCCCCGACGGGAAGUGCUUGGCUUCCUGUGUGCAGUACCGGCUGAUCAUUCGGGAUGUGAAUACCCUCCAGAUCCUUCAGCUGUACACUUGCCUGGACCAGAUUCAGUACAUAGAAUGGUCGUCUGAUUCUCUUUUCAUAUUGUGUGCCAUGUACAAGCGAGGGAUUGUUCAGGUCUGGUCCUUGGAGCAGCCAGACUGGCACUGCAAGAUAGAUGAAGGGUCAGCAGGAUUGGUGGCUUCAUGUUGGAGUCCGGAUGGUCGUCACAUUCUCAAUACAACGGAGUUUCAUCUGCGGAUAACUGUGUGGUCCUUGUGUACAAAAUCUGUAUCUUACAUCAAGUAUCCCAAAGCUUGUCAGCAGGGAAUAGCUUUCACCAAGGAUGGCCGCUACAUGGCAGUAGCAGAAAGACGUGACUGCAAGGACUUUGUCAGCCUCUUUGUGUGCAGUAACUGGCAGCUGCUGAGGCAUUUUGACACUGAAACACAAGAUCUGUUUGGGAUUGAGUGGGCUCCCAAUGGCUGUGUUCUGGCAGUGUGGGAUACAUGUCUUGAGUGUCUUCUGAUGGCUGUGGAGUUAUGGGCAAUAGGACCAAACCAAAUCAUCAAUUUGUUUCAGUACAAAAUAUUGCUGUACUCCCUUGAUGGCAGACUGCUGUCCACAUACCAGGCUUAUGAAUGGUCGUUAGGCAUAAAAUCCAUUGCCUGGAGUCCCAGCAGCCAAUUUUUGGCAAUUGGCAGCUAUGACGAAAAGGUGCGUAUCUUGAACCAUGUAACGUGGAAAAAGAUCACAGAGUUUGAACAUCCAGCAACUCUUAGUAACACAAAGGCUAUUGUGUAUAAAGAAGUGGAGAAAUCCCCAUCUGUUGAAACAGAGAGAUUUUCUUUCCCUCCGACAAGAGCAUUGGCUAGUUCUGUCUUCAGCACACAAAGUAAAUAUGACAUUUCCCAGGUGCCAGUCUCUUUCCAGUACGUCAAACCAGUUGCUGAUAGGGCUAAUCCCAAAAUGGGGAUUGGGAUGUUGGCAUUCAGUCCUGAUAACUGUUUCCUGGCAACCAAAAAUGAUAACAUUCCUAAUGCUGUCUGGAUCUGGGACAUUCAAAAACUCAAACUGUUUGUAGUGUUGGAGCAGCUGUGUGCCAUCCAGUCCUUCCAGUGGGACCCACGGCAGCCUCGACUUGCUUUAUGUACAGGAAAUAGCAAAGUCUACCUGUGGUCCCCAGCUGGAUGUGUGUCAGUACAAGUGCCAACCGAAGGUAAAGAAGGUGACUUCCAGAUUGUUUCUCUCUGCUGGCAUCCUAGUGGAGAUUCCAUGGCACUUCUGAGUAAGGAUAACUUGUGUGUGUGUUACUUAGGAAGAGAAGAAGUGAAAUAACUCUCAGUUGCAUUGAAAUGCUCACAAAUCUGAGGAAGAAUGAGGAAAGGGGUCAAACCCCAAUCUGAAGUGUUUUAUUUAUAAGUUAUUUAUUUGAAGGAGCUUAAUCAAACUCCAAUCCAUAAGGUGCUGUGUGUGUUUCUGAAUGAUGUUGCAUCUAAAGUGUGGAAAACAAAGUCUGGAUUUUUAAGAAGACUUCAGUUCUGAUGUAAUUGAACUUUCUUGCUAAUUCUGUGAACUAUGGAGUGUUUUUUCUAACAUUGUAGCUGAAUGUACAUAAUGUAUAGAUAUUAUUUAACUUUGAUAAUUUCCAAUAAAUAUUUUGAUAAUUA